Molecule: messenger RNA, 1101 nt
Organism: Didymella exigua CBS 183.55
Lineage: Eukaryota; Fungi; Ascomycota; Dothideomycetes; Pleosporales; Didymellaceae
Product: Malate/L-lactate dehydrogenase
Exons: 2
Coding region: 1-1101 (366 amino acids)
Molecular function (GO): oxidoreductase activity
Source: RefSeq, a predicted model, not a curated record
AUGAGCCACAACACCCAAGCAAUGCAGCAUGUCAGUGCCGCCGAUGCACGAUCAUUUAUUGAGAACAUCCUUACCGGCAAUGGGGUAUCGAAAGAUAAUGCAGUGAUUGUCGCCAAAUGUCUUGUCGAAGCAGACCUACGUGGAGUGGAUACACACGGCAUAUGCAGUAAUCGAAUCCCAAGCUACAUGGCUCGCAUCAGAGAAGGUGUGCUAGACCCGGGCGCAACACCGACUGUUCACCGAAUCACGCCAGCUGUUGCUCAAGUCGACGCACACAACGGAUUUGGCUUUCUUGCGGCUCACAGGGGUAUGGAGGUAGCCAUUGAAUUGGCCAAGGACGUUGGUAUCGGCAUGGUGUCAGUGAAGCACUCCAACCAUUUCGGCAUGUCCGCUUGGGUCGUGCAACAAGCACUUGACGCAGACAUGAUGAGUCUAGUUUUUACGAACUCUUCGCCAGCUCUACCUGUGUGGGGUGGAAAGUCCAAGCUCAUGGGCGUGUCCCCAAUGGCUUGUGGAGCUCCAGCGGGAAAAGGCAGCAAGCCCUUCAUAGUGGACAUGGCGCCCUCCGUUGCAGCUCGAGGCAAAAUUUACAAAGCAUUGCGGAGACAAGAGAAGAUUCCUGGCGACUGGGCAUUAGACAAGGAUGGUGGACAGACAGAGGAUCCAGCCAAGGCCCUGGAGGGAGUCAUGUUGCCCAUGGGUGGACCGAAGGGCUCCGCAAUCGCUAUCAUGAUGGACGUCUUCUCUGGGGUCCUAUCAGGUAGCGCGUUUGCGGGUCAUGUCACAAAUCCAUACGAUCCUUCGAAACCAGCAGACGUCGGUCACUUCCUUGUAGCCAUCAAACCGGACCUCUUUAUGAGCAUCGACGACUUCAAGAACCGGAUGGACUACUUGUAUCAGCGCGUAGUUGGGUCCGAUCGGAUGCUUGGCACGGAUCGUAUCUAUUUCCCGGGCGAAAUUGAGGAGCUGAAUAAGGAGAAACGCCUGAAGGACGGGAUACCGCUUGUAGCAGCCGAGGUGGAAGCCCUGAACACGGAGGCUCAACGAGUUGGAGCCGCAUGCAUCCUGGCCUCCCCACCUGCUUCAAGGUCCCGCUUGUGA